Messenger RNA from Rhinichthys klamathensis goyatoka, 1195 nucleotides. RefSeq lists its product as uncharacterized. The transcript has 5 exons. The coding region runs from base 26 to 1195 and encodes 389 amino acids. The record is from RefSeq and is a predicted model, not a curated record. Lineage: Eukaryota; Metazoa; Chordata; Actinopteri; Cypriniformes; Leuciscidae.
UGUUCGCCUCGACAUCUGGCACUAUAUGCGACGCCUGGCUGUGGGAUGCACCACUGAUGCACACCAGCUCUAUCCCACUUUCAUGGCUCGCAUAUCAGCAUGUAUUUUUGAGUGGGAUGCUGCUGAUGUCAACAAGUUGAGAGAGGCAAAAAGAGCACAGCUAAAAGAGCAAGGCCUGAUGGCUCUGACGGAGAAGCAGCUAGAUCGGCACAUAAAAAAAGAAGAGUUAGAGCUGCACUGCAGGAGGAGGACUCGUGGAGAAGACCAAACCAUCCGGCUGUUGGAUCAGCUCAUCAGUGAGCUCAUCAGUGACAAGGGUAAGGAUGCCCUUGGUGUUCCUCUUCUGGACCCCAUCAGAAUGCAGCACAUCUGGCGUGUUCAGAAGAGACAUGUUAAGUGCAUUCAGGACCCACCUGGUGUGGCGCUGUACACACAGACUGGCACCAUCACCAAGGGAGGAGUGCAACUGCAGACACUGCGCUGUGCCAGAGGUUCUACAUCUUUGGAGUCAUUCCACUGUCACUUAAACCGGUUCAUUCCAGGAAACAGUGCAAACUCGCUCAACUUCCAGAUCUACCUACUAGAUGGGCUACAUCGCUGGAACCACAACAGGGCAGCAGCUGCUCUGGAGGCAGAGACCUCGGGCCUGCGCACAUACUCGGGCGAGCUGGUUCACAGCGUGAAUAAAGAUUAUGAGAAGGUUUUUGGCAGGAAGCUGAUUCCUUCUUUUACACCACCCGCAAAGUACACAGGUGAACUGAUUGGAGUGCAGUACCUGUUGAGGCAGAACAAUGAACCUCUACAGUGUAUGGCGCCAGACUCCGAGGAGGCAAAUACAUUGCUGGAGCAGUUGGAAGAGCCAGUAGAGACUGAUGAGGGCUUUGAAGAACUUGAACAUAUUGAGGCCGUGGAUGAACAGAGUUUGGCAGGAAUGGAUCGUGUUGAUGAGCUUGCGGAAUACUUGGUGGAGCUAAGAAAUGAAAAAGGCCUCACUCUUACCAAUCAGCAGGCCAGCACCAUUGUGGGUCUUUGGCAGAACUUGGAGCAACACGAUAAGGACCGGAUUUCUUACGCUGCUCGACAUCAGGAGAGACUGCUCACUGCAAACUGGUCAUGGAUCUUCAUCAAUUUCCACAGAGAAAUUACCUUUAAGAGACUCGCAGGAAAAGACGAUCUUUACGGCCGUAAAAGAUAG